AAUUAUAUAAAUCUGCUUCACUCCCUCACAAUUCCCAUUUCAAAUCUUUUGAACUGCAAAUUCUAGCAGUGAAGGAAAAUUUGCCAGAAUGUUUGAUGUGCAUUUCGAAUUCGGCAUCUUCGGAUAUAUCACUGCACUUAUUCUGUUCUUGGCGCCUGUGAUUACGUUCAGGAAGAUUUUAAGGGAGCAUUCAACGGAUCAGUUUUCUGGGAUUCCGUAUGUUUCUACGCUUCUGAAUUGCUUGCUGUCUGCAUGGUACGGCCUGCCAUUUGUAUCGCCUAACAAUACGCUCCUUAGUAUAAUCAAUAGAAUCGGAUCAGUCAUCGAAUUGUGCUACGUUGUUGUCUUUCUGUUCAAUAUCCGAGACAAUAAAUACAGGGCGAUAAUAUUUGGGCUUCUGGUGAUUGUGUUGAUGAUAUUUGUAAUAAUCGCUGUGGUUUCACUCUCUGCACUGCACGGAAAUGGAAGAAAGAAGUUAUGUGGUUUCGCUGCCGCCAUUUUCUCAAUCUGUAUGUAUGCAUCUCCGCUUUCCAUAAUGAGGAAGGUGAUGGAGACAAAGAGCGUGGAGUCUAUGCCCUUCUUUCAGUCUUUAUUUUUAUUCCUGUGCGGCACGUCGUGGUUUGUUUUUGGGCUUGCUGGCAAAGAUCUACUGGUAGCAGUGCCUAACGGAAUUGGUUGUGUACUGGGAGCGAUACAGCUGACUGUGUACGCCGUUUAUAAAGACUGGAAGAGGAUUGGCAAGAAAUCAACAUCGAGUCCUGCAGAAGCAAAGCUAAUGGGUGAAAGUGACAUUGCUGCACAAGGAACUGUCAUUCAAGGUUAAAAGAAAAUGAACGGUAUUUGAAUGCAGUUGAUAAACGGAAAGCUGCCCAAGUGGUGGCACUGUGUGCUUUCAAUUCUGUCUGUACAGAUGUAUAUUCUGUCUUUUGUCGUUUGAAUAUAAAAUAACCGAAUUUUGAUCUUGA
Messenger RNA from Cryptomeria japonica (Japanese cedar), 965 nucleotides. RefSeq names its product bidirectional sugar transporter SWEET1. Gene Ontology annotation, cellular component: membrane. Gene Ontology annotation, molecular function: sugar transmembrane transporter activity. The record is from RefSeq and is a predicted model, not a curated record. NCBI's taxonomy places the organism in Eukaryota, Viridiplantae, Streptophyta, Pinopsida, Cupressales, Cupressaceae. Gene Ontology annotation, biological process: carbohydrate transport. The transcript is spliced from 6 exons. Bases 89 to 823 code for a protein of 244 amino acids.